AUGGGGGUGGAGAUCAUUUACAAGACGUUGAAAGGCCAUCAAGGCUGCAGACAUGCACAUAGCCGACAAGGCAAGGAAAGCAUUGCCUGCAAGGACCUCUUGACUGUGUCACUGACAGAUAUCCAGCAGGUCUGCGUGUUGCUGAAGAUUCCCAGCUUGUUCAAUGAAGAACCUGGCUCUUCAUGCAAAGUGCGUGGCUUGCAGUCUUCUGCUUCAUUCUCACAGCAGUGCCGUGGGACGCGACUGACGCUGUUCGGUUACUCCUUCUUACUUCGAUAUCCGAGCUACCCAGUCGUGCACCAAGUUAGUCGUGUCGCCAGCUUGCUGUAG
Symbiodinium necroappetens is the source of this 330-nucleotide messenger RNA. NCBI's taxonomy places the organism in Eukaryota, Dinophyceae, Suessiales, Symbiodiniaceae. The record is from the annotation of a GenBank genome assembly.